This is a messenger RNA of Episyrphus balteatus (marmalade hoverfly), 1948 nucleotides long. RefSeq lists its product as uncharacterized. Gene Ontology annotation, cellular component: membrane. Bases 1 to 1899 code for a protein of 632 amino acids. Gene Ontology annotation, molecular function: ligand-gated monoatomic ion channel activity. The record is from RefSeq and is a predicted model, not a curated record. Lineage: Eukaryota; Metazoa; Arthropoda; Insecta; Diptera; Syrphidae. The transcript is spliced from 7 exons.
AUGAAGAUUACCAUAAUUAUAAUUCUUCACACAUUAUUGGCUAUUUCAUUUGCCUUCAAUGGAAAUCUUAUCUCCAACUUUACCAUAAACUUAGUCAAAACCCAUCAGGCUAUAGUUUUCGGCUGCACCGAAUCAGGAUUGCUAAGUGCUGGAAGAUCACUUAUGAAAUGGAAUCAAGGAAUGAUGCUUCUCAAUUUAAAGAAGAACUACUCCUUGAAAAACGCUCUACCAAGACAAAACUAUGCCAAAACUUCUGUUAUCCUUGAUUGUUCCUGUUUGGAAUGUCACGAUGUUCUUCGUAUUUCCUCCGAGGGCAAUUAUUUCAAUAAAACAUAUCAAUGGAUGAUUUGGGAUCCACAAAAUACUGGACUAGACGAACUUGUUGGAGAUUUGAAAAAUAUUGGACCAAAUGCCCAAAUUACUUAUGUCAAUAAAACGGAGCUAGAAAAUUUCGAAUUUUUUGAUAUCCACUCAAAGGGAAGACAUUUAAAUGCCUUUUUGGAAGUUGUUCACUACGCAAAUUGGAAUGGAAUGUUAAAAAUCUAUGUUGAUGUUUUGAAACUCCAAGGAAUUCGUUUUAGGGAUCAAUUUAACCAGUUAAAGCUGCGAGGAGCCACUGUGAUUGAUCAAGACAACAUCACCAACGAUAGCCAAAUUGUAUCAGUGCUAUCAAGUUCUGGCAAGGAAGAUGGUGUAGCUGCCUUUACCAAAUACCAUUAUGUCCUAUCGACAAUCCUCCAAGAACGUUUCAAUUUCACACUGAGCUAUCGCAAUUUACGUGGCUGGGCUGGACGUUUGCGUGGAGGAAUAUUUCGUUUGGGUUUCCUGGGGGUUGUUAUGCGUAACGAAGUCGAUGUAGGAGCAUCAGGUGCUUUUAAUCGAAUCAAUCGCUUGGCCGAAUAUGAUACAAUUCAUCAGAGUUGGAAAUUUGAUUCGGCUUUUAUGUAUCGAUUUACCUCCGAUAUAGAUGCGGAUGGGAUGAGUGGUAACUUUUUAGCACCAUUUGCAACGCAGGUUUGGUUAAUGUCGGCAGCUACAAUUUCUGUGGUCAUGAUUAUGUGGUAUAUGGUGGCGUGGUUGUUGAGCAAGAAAUUCAAUCAAGAAGAAGGAGAAAGGGAUGGUUUCCUGUUGAAGGCUUUUGCUGCCAUUUGCCAGCAAGGCUUGGAUCCUAUUCCCAGAGGGGUGCCAUCUCGAGCAAUUGUCUUUACUUUGUUACUUUUUAGUUUGGUUAUGUAUAAUUUUUAUACUUCUUCGGUGGUUGGUGGGCUUUUGAAUAGUUCGGAACAAGGGCCGAAAACUGUAGCAGAAAUUGUUAAUAGCCCUUUGAAGCUGUCCUUUGAAGAUAUUGGAUACUACAAGGUCUUAUUCAAGAACUCUACAAAUCCACUUGUGAUGCGGAUGUAUAAAACCAAAGUACUACCCGAACGCGGGUCAGACGAAUUGGAAGUUUUUACUCACAUCAAGGAAGCGAUACCAUUUUUGAAAAAGGGAGGUUAUGCCUUUCAUUGUGAGCGUGUGGAUGCCUAUCCGGAGAUCGCUCGACAUUUUGAUGCGAAUGAAAUUUGCGAUUUGAGAAUCGUCUCGGGACUUAUGGAUAAGGGAUUGAUGAAUUUUAUUGUUGCGAAAAAUAGCAUGUACACAGAGCUAUUUCGUGUCGUUAUGUGUCGAGCUCGAGAAACUGGUAUUAUUAUGCGAACUCUGACUAUUCAUCAGCCAAAAAGACCAGAAUGCCAAUCUUCGUAUACAGUUUAUCCAGUCGCAAUGUCUGGCGUAUUGAGUGCUUUUAUGGUUUUGGCAGUGGGCAUGAUUGGGGCUUUUACUGUUUUGUCGGCAGAAAUUUUAUCCGUAAAAUUUACUAACAAAAGACAAAAUUUAAAUAAAUCUCGUGUUAAGAAAUAAUUCAAUUUUAUAGCUAAACAAAGAAUAUUGUUUGAUGUUGUUAGUCUUA